Molecule: messenger RNA, 1242 nt
Organism: Microplitis mediator
Lineage: Eukaryota; Metazoa; Arthropoda; Insecta; Hymenoptera; Braconidae
Gene: hfw
Product: protein halfway-like
Exons: 6
Coding region: 1-1242 (413 amino acids)
Molecular function (GO): protein binding
Source: RefSeq, a predicted model, not a curated record
AUGCUUUAUACUUCCCUCGAUUGUGCAAAUUUUUCAUCAAAUAUUUAUGAUCUCCAUAUUAGAAAUGCAACUAUUGACAUAUUAGAUGUAAGUGAAGUUAAAUGGAAAAAUCUAAAAUCCUUAUCAAUAACUGAUGGACAAAUAAAUCGUGUUGAAGGUCAAUUUCUUAAUGAUACUAAAAUUUCUUGUUUGAAUUUAUCAAACAAUGCUCUUACAGACAUUGAGAAUAAUUUUAUGAGUCAAUUAAAUUAUUUAAAGCAUCUUGAUUUGUCUUACAAUAAUAUCACUCAUUUACCAGCAUUAAAUGAAAAACUUCAUACAUUGGAUAUUUCGGGAAUAAAUACAAUUUCAUGUACGGAAAUUGCAAGUACUAUAGAUACAAAUAAAAAUUAUUCACGAUGGUUAUCGUUUAUUCAUAGAAAUAAAAGUGUUUGCUCAGCUUACAGUAACUAUGUCUGGUUUAAUGAAACUGAGCAAUUAUCACUCGAAGAACUUCGUAAUAUUGGAAAUCUCCUUUCAAAAUGUCCAAGAGGUGAAAAUUGGCACUGCAAAUGUAAUUUUAACAGAAUGGUAUUAUUCGCAAAUAACGUAUCAGUAAGAACUGUUGAUGUUGAUUGCAGCAAUAACAAUUUGACUGAAUUACCUAAAGAACUUCCUCCUUAUACAGUUACUCUCACUGUCACUAAUAAUAGGAUUGAAAAAUUAGAUGAAAUUAUUACCAAUCCAUCCUAUCAUUACCUGCAAAACUUAUACGCUGAUUAUAACGAAAUAUCAUCAAUAAAUAUUCUCGAAGGAUCGAAAUUUGCCAACACUUUUUAUUCUCUUUCUCUCCGCUUCAAUAAACUUAUCCCGACGUAUAUUUUGGUACCGAAACAAUACAAUGACUCAGAUGAAGUGAAUAGUUUUAUAAAACUCGGAGGAAAUGAAGUUUUUUGUGACUGUUAUGCAGCAAGAUAUCUCAAGGAUUGGCUUCUAUUAAAUGUCAUCGAUGACGAUCAAGUUUAUUGCAAAAAUUGUCUAGACCGAGUAGUCGAUUUGAAUGUAAAGCAAAUGUGCAAAUUUAAUAAUGAUCUGACUGAUUAUAUUUAUUGCAUUAUCACAAUUGAAGUAAUUUUACUGGUAACUGUAUUGACUAAGUUUUUUUUCGAUUAUUGGUACUACAAAAAAGAAGGUAAACUUCCUUGGUUUUCAAAAGUAAUACCGAAAUCACGUUUCGACUGGUUUUUUGAAAUUCAUUUGUAG